Molecule: messenger RNA, 3080 nt
Organism: Colossoma macropomum (tambaqui)
Lineage: Eukaryota; Metazoa; Chordata; Actinopteri; Characiformes; Serrasalmidae
Product: proline-rich transmembrane protein 4
Exons: 4
Coding region: 185-2965 (926 amino acids)
Source: RefSeq, a predicted model, not a curated record
GACACAUGCGCAGGACCAGGCAGAGAUACAGCUUUUCAGGAGCAGAGCGGCGGCAAAGGAUUACUCCUAUUUCUGUCUCUACCUCCAUGCUUCCUGGGGUUCAGUGACAGAGGAGCAUGGAGCACUGAGAUGGAGGCAGAUAAGCGACUGCGUGAGCCGUGAUUGACUGAAGAGGGUUGCAAGCAUGGUCCCUCACAGUGGACCAUUUGUGCUGGUUCUCAGUGUCACAUUGUUUGGCAGCCUACACACUGUGUCCCUGAACAGAGAUGGAGACAAACCAAGCUGGGCUCAUACAAACCCAGUUACAGAGCUCACAGGCCAUUCACAGUGGACCACCCAGACGUCUAGAGCCAAGAUGGAUGCCACUACUCCACCGAUGACCAAUUCACUCUUCUCAGAUCUCACAAUAAACUCUGAAAAGAACAGUAAUGCCCCAAAGGAUCUGGGGGAAGUCAGAGCAUCGAACCUUAACAGGAGAAGGAACAUCACUUUAGCAAAUCGACUUUCAAGUACAGCAUGGACAGAGAAUACAAACUCUAAAACUGACGCAACAACUGAUACUCCAUCAAUGACUUGGUCGGUCACUCAGGGCAAUGAAUGGAUUCCUGUGACAGGCCAUUCUGAUUUGGCUGAUUCGCAUUAUGGCAAUUUUGCUCGUUCUUCAGGAACCACAUUAUUAGUAGCUCUGAGGCCUUCUCCUCACUCACCUACAAAGGUCCAGACCACAGAUAUUGGGCCUCCAGAAUAUACGGGAACUCCAGAGUUUACCCAUUUCCAUAUGCCCCAGACAUCUUCUGAUCAUGGAAGAGUAGAAACUAGACUUAGUGCUGACUGGACACUACAGAAGUCCAAAACCACUUCUCUGAGAGUGGAUGUAAAAGAAUUUUCCAAUAGCGCAGGUCAAGGAAAAGGACGAAAAGACCUACCAACCACUAUGCAGGACAAUGGAGGAGUGGAAGAUGAAGUCUCCAAGAAGACCCCUCUUGAAACAGUGAUUGUGACCAAUACCCCAAAAGGUUUCUCUGCGCUUGACAACAACGACUUUGCCGAAUCAUCCUCCCAGCCUGACUGCAACCUGGACACCAUGGGGGUCUGCAACUCCUCAGACCCUCUCUUGAGUCCUGGUUUCUCUGACAACAACCUCCCCAGUGUCCUGUCUCCUGCUUCUCCAAUGCCCCCACCUAAUGGUGAUCUGGCCCCACCCCCUGUUGCCCUAACCCCACCCAUGCUGGUGCCUUUGCUGUCCGACUGGAAUGCUGCCAUGGCGACGUGGGGGCUAGCGUGGGAGCUGCACGUGUAUGGGCUGGGGUGUGUGUUCUCACUGGUGGCUGCACUCUCUGCCCUCAGCCUCUUAUGUCUGCCCUUAUGCUGGCCUUCUGGCUGCGCCCACUUCAGCCUCCUGCACCUCCUGCAGCUGCUGGCUGGCUCUAGCCGUGCCCUGUGGCUGCUCUAUGACCCAUACGGUCAGCGGGAGCGGCUCCCUGUGACCUGGUCACGCCUUCUGCAUGAGGCCACUUAUCCAUGCCUGACCGCCGCCUUUGGCCUACUGCUGCUGCUGUUGUCUGGCCGCUCUCGCGCCCAGUUGCUCUCACAGACCACCCUGCGUCGCUGUGGCUGCCUACUGGCUGCACUUGUGCUGGUGCAUGUUGCUGUGGUGAUGGGAUCUGUGGCCAUUCUGAGGCUUUUUCCUGCCCUUCCGGUUGUCUCUCUGCUGCCCCCUGCUGCAUUCUUUCUGCUGGCUUCUCUGUUCUCCUUCUCAUACCUGCUGUUCUACUGUUGCGCCCGCACUGAUGCCAAGCACAUUUACAGGUUGAAUGAGAUGUCACCAGACCACCCAGCUAGCCACUGCCCCCUGGCGGAGGCUGGUGUGUGGGAGAGGGCCGCAGGGACUGGCCUUUUCUCAGCACUUUUCCUCCUAGCAUGUGGAGGGCUCAGGCUCUAUGCAAUCCUGCAUGCAACUGGGCUGACAGAUGAGGAAACAGUGGGACUGAUGCCCUGGUCCUGGUGGGGCUUUCAGCUCAGCUGCAGAGUGUGUGAGGCGGGGGUGUGUCUCACCCUGGCGCUUGUGGUCACACACCCUCUCCUGUGCUGUGGAGGAGCUGUCCCUAAGCUUGGCCGCUGGAGCUCGGUGUUUAACAGGCAGAGGUCAUCCACAGGGGGCGCUACUGCAGCCACCAAAACCACCAUCCUGUCAAGCGGCUGGUCCAAGAGGCCUGGAGAGAAACUGAGUCUACGGGAUGGUAUGGUGCGAGAUGAGAGUGAGAGUGUGCCCCUCUACACCCUAGCAGAGAUGCCACUCAGCGAAUCAGAUGGCUUGGACCUCCAUUAUCCAAGCAGCCCUCAGAAUCAGGCAGCCCGUCAGCUCUCCGGGGCCACAAAGGAUGCCCAAGUGGUCUCUCAGGGGUCAUCUUUUGCUAGCCUUAAUGGCGAUUCCACAGUGGACCUUCGACCUCCGUCUCCAAUCGACCUGCGACGCAGCAUUGAUGAGGCUUUGAACAGUGAGGCCCUGUUCCGGCGGAGUCUCUUCAGCUCCUCCAGGCUUUCUCUCAGUACACGCGGGCCUCCAGAUGGACAGCCCUGCCGGGGAAGCUCCGCUGAGCCUGUCCUGUACCGCACCGCCUCAUGCGGGGAUGUGGAUUCCCCUCGUAGGGACACAAAAACCAGCUCCCUUAGUGGAGGCCCUAGAGGUCAUGGAGGUCAAGCAACUAAUUACAGUGACUACACUACCUCCAGAUGCCAGUCGUCUCAGAGCAGCCUGCCCAGGGGGAGCCUGCCGAGGGUGCAGUCGGGACGCCCCUCGCAGAAGCAGUACAAGGUCCUGGACUCCACCAUCUCCAGAGAGAGUAUAUAUGAGAAAGAGCAUGCUUACACACAGGCUGACGAACUGGCUGUGCAAGCUGAAUUCAUCAGCGUCUGCAGACAGAUAGAUGCACUCAGUGUCAGCAGUGACACAAUCGAACUGUAGAAAAAUGGAACAGGCAUCAUGACUGACGAGAGUUGCUCCAAUAUAUAAGGUUUUGUAUGUACUUGAGUUGCUCUCCAGCUCAAGUGCACGAGAACUCAUUGUUAAAAAGGGAUUC